Molecule: messenger RNA, 1041 nt
Organism: Schistosoma guineensis
Lineage: Eukaryota; Metazoa; Platyhelminthes; Trematoda; Strigeidida; Schistosomatidae
Source: the annotation of a GenBank genome assembly
AUGUUCCCAAGUAUGAAUGUUUGUUACACCACUGAUUUUCUUAAAUUAUUUCACACACAGGAGCCACUAUCUGAUCAGAUGUCUUGUUCUAUGGGUCAUCUUGUUAGUAAUGAUGAUGAAAUACAUCCGGAGAAAUUCCCGUCGAUUUCCUCAACUAAGGUUCUUACUCCUAUUGAAGGUUCAAAUGAAACUUUUCGUCAAAGGCAAUCAGACGUUUUUUCUGCACUAGCUAGCCUAGAAGCAGCUCAUCUUGAAGUGUACAAGGCUACAAAAGAAGAACGUAAAGCUGUGCGUAAAGCAGCUUGGCGCCAUACAAUUACUGCCCCAGAAAAUUUAGCAGAGUUGAAAGAACGUCGCGAUCAUGUUCAAACAGCUAGUGGUAAAGAGCAUGGAACAUGUCAGACACAAAAUCCAACUUUUCGAAAACCUAACGCCCUCCCACCAUCAACACAUCGCCGACCAAACUAUGUACAUCGAGAUCCUAGUAAAUGGACACAUUAUAGUUUAGCUGAUGUUAAUGAAGAUCCUGAUGUUAGUAAUAACUCACUCGCUAUGGCUUUAAUAAAUGAACUCCGACAAUCUCGAGACAGCACAGAAACUGUACAAAAUGAUGAGGUCGGCUCAACAAACCCACGUCAUAACAAUCGAAUAUUGUUUCGUCCAACACGAGGUAGAAAACGGGCUCGUCUCACUGAAGAAAAUCUACAAAAACCCGAAGUGCAUCUAGAGAGUUGUUUUUACACGCCAGAUACAGAUGAACUACAAAGUUCCACCGAUGAUUCAGUACCUUCGUCUAAUCGUAGUGAAAGUUCGUGCGCUCCUGUGGCAGUCUUUGUGAAUCGACGGCACAAAGGUCAGAUACGUAAUCGACAAUUAGAUAACCCAGCAGAUAGUGAUCACCAGUCAUUUGAUGAUCAACCGGUAAAUACUGUUGUAGUUAACUCAGAUUAUGAUGAUAAAAUUGAUCAAGACCUUGAUAUGGAUUCUGAUGAGUUAGAAGAAGAUCCGGAAGAAGAUAAGACAAAUGACUACUUAGCUUAA